CCCCCCCCCGCCGCCGCCACCAUGAUCUCCCUCACCGACAGCCAGAAGAUCGGCAUGGGACUGACGGGCUUCGGGGUGUUUUUCCUCUUCUUUGGAAUGAUCCUCUUUUUCGACAAAGCGCUUCUGGCCAUCGGCAACGUGUUAUUCGUGGCCGGCUUGGCUUUCGUCAUCGGCUUAGAGCGGACCUUCCGAUUCUUCUUCCAGAAGCACAAAAUGAAAGCCACGGGCUUCUUCCUCGGCGGCGUCUUCGUGGUCCUCGUGGGCUGGCCGUUGAUCGGGAUGAUCCUCGAAAUUUACGGAUUCUUCCUCUUAUUCAGCUCGUGGAUAAGGUCGGCGAAAGCAACAACAUGGUAUAACGACGAGAGCCGCCGGACGCGCGACGGUGUUAUUUAUCGAGUCCUCCCGGAGAAGAUUCGGCACAAGAUGCAAUCCUCCCCCACCCCGCCCUUCCCGUCCCCUUCCCGGUAGCUCCUUUCCGUCAACCUAAAAAUCCCUCGGGUCCUCCCGGCGCGAAGAGGACGGGACCCCCCGAGGGGAUGUGGCCGGGAUCCCUCGCGCGGACCGGAGGGGACCACGUCGACAUCGAGGCCGCCGAAGGCGUUUUCUACCGUCCGUUUGGGUCUUUGGUUGAUUUUCUCCCCCCCACCCCGACCCACCCGCAGGGCACCGAACCCCAAGGAACUGUAGAUCCCCAUCCCUUCCCUCCUUGUCCCGAAGGAGCGGAAGAGCCAAAAGGCAUUC
Messenger RNA from Ornithorhynchus anatinus (platypus), 741 nucleotides. It is a transcript of the gene GOLT1B, whose product is annotated as golgi transport 1B. The coding region runs from base 22 to 468 and encodes 148 amino acids. Lineage: Eukaryota; Metazoa; Chordata; Mammalia; Monotremata; Ornithorhynchidae. Gene Ontology annotation, cellular component: membrane; endoplasmic reticulum. Gene Ontology annotation, biological process: retrograde transport, endosome to Golgi; endoplasmic reticulum to Golgi vesicle-mediated transport. The record is from RefSeq and is a predicted model, not a curated record. The transcript has 4 exons.